AUGCCGGCCUCAAGGCCCUUGGGUUUAUACCCUUUGCGUGCGGCGGCUCCAAUUGGGAAGAGGAUUCCGCGACUGGACAGAAAUAGAAUUGCCAACUUUUAUACUCCAGGACAGUGGGAGAAGGUCAACCUGUUGAGUGUCCUGAAUGAAGCUGUCUUCUCAGGCGCGCCCCAUGUGAAACUUUCUGUAUGGGAUGCUCCAGGAACAACACGUCCGAGCUUCAGAGAGGCAAGUGACGCGUCAAAUUCGUUUCGAGACGCCAAAGUAGGUGACAAAUUUGGCCCAUCCUGGUCGACGCACUGGUUUAAAGUCUUUCUUACCCUCCCCCAAGAGGUAUGUGGGAAAGAUAACAUCGAGUUGCACUGGGAUUGUGAAAAUGAAGCCACGGUAUGGACCGAAAAUGGACUCCCUCUCCAAGGGCUUACCGGUCGAGGCGAGCGAGUGGAAUGGAUCAUCCCGGACUCUUUCAAGGAUGGAGAAGAGCAUCUUAUCUACAUUGAGAUGGCAUGCAAUGGUAUGUUUGGAAAUGGACCUGGCCGACCGAUUUUCAAGAACAACGCUGGAGGUGACUCCAUCCAACCACCCGAUCCGGACAAGUACUUUCAACUCUCCAAAGCAGAAAUUGUGGUAGUCGACUUCCAGGCCCGCAUGCUCCAUAUGGAUAUCGUCGCCAUCUGUGAUGCUGCGACAGAGUUUCCAGAAGAUUCGUGGCAGCAGCACAAAGCGCUGGCUGUAGCCACAAGAAUCGUCAACACUUUCCAAGCGCAAAACAAAGAUUCCAUUCCAGAAUGUCGCUGCAUUGCCCAAGAAUUUCUUGGCCCUAACAUUGACUCCACUGAACUCUUUCGACAAGACAGCUCCGAAGAAAUUGAUGUAUUUGCGAUCGGCCACUGCCACAUCGAUACUUGCUGGCUCUGGCCCUGGGCAGAAACAAAAAGAAAAGUUGCACGCUCAUGGCUCAAUCAAUGUGAUCUGAUGGAGCGAUAUCCUGAACUGCGAUUUGCCUGCUCGCAAGCGCAGCAAUUUAACUGGCUCAAGGAAGAUUACCCCCACGCCUGGGAUCGCGUCAAGGCAAAGGUUGCAGAAGGGAAAUUCCAUCCGAUUGGAGGUUGCUGGGUUGAGCACGAUACCAAUUUGCCCAGUGGUGAAUCUCUUGUUCGACAGUUCCUUUAUGGCCAGAGGUUCUUUGAAAGCAAUUUCGGAGCUCGUAGCACAACCCUCUGGCUUCCAGAUACGUUUGGCUUUGCCGCCCAGCUGCCACAAUUGUCCAGGCAGGCCGGUAUGAACCGCUUCCUGACGCAGAAAAUUUGCUUCAAUAAUAUUAAUGAAUUUCCUCAUACAACAUUCAAUUGGGUCGCACUCGAUGGUAGCCAGGUCAUUAGUCACAUGCCUCCAGUCCGAACGUACACAGCUGAAGGGACUGUUGCCGAUGUGAAGAAGAGCGUAUCAAAACAUCUUUCGAUGGACCAGGAUCAUACCUCCUUAAUGGCUUUUGGAAAAGGGGACGGUGGUGGCGGCCCAACUUGGCAACACCUUGAGCGACUAAGAAGAUGCCGAGGCGUUGCUGAUACAGUAGGUCUGCUACCCAGAGUGCACCUUGGAAAGUCAGUCGACGAAUUUUUCGAUGGUCUUGAAAAAAAGGCAGGCAGUUUAGUCACCUGGCACGGCGAGCUUUACUUCGAACUACACCGCGGUGUUUACACGACGCAGGCUAAAAGCAAGCUGAAUAAUCGCAAGUCUGAAUUUUUACUACAUGAUAUCGAGCUGCUUGCUACAAUUGCUUCGGUUUCAGAUUCCACGUACGAAUACCCGAAGAAGCAAAUCGAUGACAUGUGGAAAGGUGUGCUUUUGUGUCAGUUCCACGACUGUUUACCUGGCACUUCAAUCAAAAUGUGCUAUGAUGACUCGGAGAAAGUCUAUGGUGAAGUGUUUGCCACCGGAAGUACUCUUUUGAAUGAAGCAUAUAAAGCUCUUGGCCUUGAAGCCUUACAAGAGAAUAGUCAUGAAGCCAAUAAUGUCAUCGCUCUCAACACGCUACCGUGGUCACGCAAUGAAGUAAUCCAACUUCCAGAUUCAAAAUUGGCGGUUGCUUCUGGCAAUGGAAAUAUUUUAUCGGUUGAAAGAUGUGCUUUAGCAGAUGUUAAACCUCUAGUCACUGUUCUAGAGACAUCAAAGAAUGUGUUCCAGCUCCAGAAUGACCAACUCUCCGUGACCGUUGAGUAUGGCUGCAUCACAUCUCUAUACGACCGGCUAGCGGAUCGCGAAAUAAUACCCAGUGGCGCAAAGGCCAAUCAGUUCGUAAUUUUCGACGAUAAGCCAAUUUACUGGCAAGCAUGGGAUGUUGAAGUCUAUCACCUCGAGACGCGACAUCAGUUGCCCUGUGGAAACACAAGGAUCGUUGAGAACAGCUCGCACAGAGUGAGUGUUAGCACUGAAAUCAGAAUCAAUGAUAGCAGUUCAAUAAAGUCGACUGUGUCCUUGUCUGCUGCCUUCGCUGGGCAAAGGUCUUACGUCGAAUGCUCGGCUGACAUUGACUGGCAUGAGAGCAUGAAAUUUCUCAAAGUUGAAUUUCCAGUAGACAUUCGCAACACAGAGGCUGCUUAUGAGACGCAGUAUGGAAUUAUCAGAAGACCUACGCAUUAUAACACAUCCUGGGAUAUGGCCAAAUUCGAAGUCUGCUGCCAUAAAUUCGCCGAUCUGUCCGAGCACAACUACGGCGUAUCCAUCAUUAACGACAGCAAAUACGGCUUCGCAACAGUCGGGAAUACGAUGCGGCUAUCUCUUUUGAGAUCUCCCAAGGCACCUGAUGACACUGCUGAUAUGGGCUGGCACCAUAUCCGUUGGGCUAUAAUGCCACACCGCGGUGGUCUUAGCGCUGACACUGUACGUACAGCUUACGCUUUCAACAACCCUCUUAAACUACUCGUCGCCAAAUCAGAGACGGGGUCAUUGGCCAGUGGGUUUCCAAUUUUCUUGGAAGGUGACGACAGUCUCGUGCUCGAUACUAUUAAGCGUGGAGAAGACGAUGAGGAUGUCACCAACGACGACUUGUCUGUCCGCAAGGGGAAGAGCGUGGUAGUUCGUGUCUAUGAGUCUCUCGGCGGACGCUCGAGAGGAUCUGUAGUGACAAAAUUGCCCGUGAACAAAGUCUACAAGACAAAUCUACUUGAGGAUGAUGGAGGGGAGGUUGCUUUCAAUAACGGACAUUUCAAGAUUGAUUUAGGGCCAUUUCAAGUUGCCACCUAUCGCCUUUGUCUAGUAUAA
Molecule: messenger RNA, 3264 nt
Organism: Talaromyces amestolkiae
Lineage: Eukaryota; Fungi; Ascomycota; Eurotiomycetes; Eurotiales; Trichocomaceae
Exons: 4
Coding region: 1-3264 (1087 amino acids)
Biological process (GO): mannose metabolic process; oligosaccharide catabolic process
Cellular component (GO): fungal-type vacuole membrane
Molecular function (GO): alpha-mannosidase activity; carbohydrate binding
Source: RefSeq, a predicted model, not a curated record